CCACUACCACCCAAAAGAUAAAAUUAUGAAUCCAAUUCAUCUUCCAUAAAUUGGGGAAGCUGUGUUUCUUUCCUCUCAAUCAAUAAAUUCAGUUCAAUUCCAUCAAUCUUUUUUUGCAAAUGGAGAAGAUGACACUUCUUCACUACAUGGACACCAUUUUAGUCCCUUUCAGCUUUCUUAUUACAUUUGGUUACCAUACUUAUCUUUGGUACAAAUUCAAGACAAAGCCUUCUUGCACCACCAUCGGCGUUGAAUCGAUCAAGCGAAAACACUGGCUAAAGGACAUGAAACAGGGAGAUGAUAAUAAAGGUACGUUGGCAGUACAAAGUUUAAGAAACACCUUGAUGAGCUCGAUACUCGUUGCUAUGGUGUCAUCAGUCAUAACAAUCGCCUUGGCUGCUUUGAUAAACAACACUUAUAGUGCAAAAGAUCUAUUCACCAACUCAUUCUUUGGGUUACACACAACUAAAAUCCUUUUCUUAAAAUAUGGAUCCGCGUUUCUCUUUGUGUUAACUAGCUUCCUAUGUAGCUCUAUGGCCAUUGCAACUUUGAUUGAUGCAAACUACUUGAUUUAUGCUUUGGGAGCGGAACCAGAGACCGAAGGGGAAUCAUCACCAUCGCCAUCACCUUCAUCGUCUCGUAAAUACACUAGAGAUAUCUUGGAAAGAGGAUUCAUUUUAGCAAUUUUUGGGAACCGAAUGCUUUGCAUCACUUUCCCGUUGUUGUUUUGGUUGUUUAGUCCCGUCGUGUUCGUUAUAGCUUCAGUGGCGUUGGUCUGGGGUCUUUAUAUGCUUGAUUUUGUUAAUGUUGUUGGUUGCUACUAAUAACAAAACGAACUUUGUAAGCAUCAUUUAGUCAUCGGUACCGAGCUUUAUAUAUUUUCUUCAA
Helianthus annuus (common sunflower) is the source of this 888-nucleotide messenger RNA. RefSeq lists its product as uncharacterized. The transcript has 2 exons. Bases 120 to 824 code for a protein of 234 amino acids. Lineage: Eukaryota; Viridiplantae; Streptophyta; Magnoliopsida; Asterales; Asteraceae. The record is from RefSeq and is a predicted model, not a curated record.